Molecule: messenger RNA, 720 nt
Organism: Beta vulgaris subsp. vulgaris (sugar beet)
Lineage: Eukaryota; Viridiplantae; Streptophyta; Magnoliopsida; Caryophyllales; Amaranthaceae
Exons: 3
Coding region: 1-720 (239 amino acids)
Source: RefSeq, a predicted model, not a curated record
AUGGUGGUAAAGUAUAAGAACCCAUACCAUAGGAAAAAAGAGGUUGGAAAGGUUGGGUCUUAUCCCAAAAAUUUCAUAGUUGACCAGGCAUUGCUUGAGGAAGUUGUUCUUUACUUGGCUAAACAAUCAGAUAUGAUCAUGAAUGCUGACCAAUAUUUUGAGGGAUUGAAACUCUUCUCUGAAACAUUUAGGCUGCAAGCCAAUAAUGCCAAAUCGUCCCUUUAUUGCAGUGGUAUAAGUGAUGAUGAAGCAAAUAGAAUUCAGCAGUUUUCUGGAUUUUCUAGAGAGCAAUUGACAUUCAGGUACCUAGGGGUAUUUAGCAACAAAAAGAUCUCUAUUGCUGAUUGUGAAGGAUUGCUAGAGAAGAUGAGUGGUAAAGUAGUUAGUGCCAAGAGUGGUUAUAUUAACUGGGAUCAGGUAUGCUCACCUAAGAAGAUGGGAGGACUUGGAUUCAAAAAUGUUGCUCAGUGGAACAUAGCUGCUGUGGGGAAGCUUGUGUGGCACAUUGGCAUUAAUAAGGAUGACAUGUGGGUUAAAUGCAUUCAUUCCAUUUAUAUUAACGAUCAGAAUUGGUGGAGUUUCAGUGCUCCACCCAGUGCAAGUUGGAUUGUGAAGCAAAUUUGUAAAGUAAAGAGUGCACUGAGUGGUCUUAAUAUGCAGAAUUGGCAGCAAGAUAAAAAGUAUACCAUAGCAACUGUGUAUCAUACUAUCAUUCAUUAG